GUGCUAUUGAGACGCGUGACAUGUGUUUGGCGUGAAUAAUAAAUUAUGAUUAAAUAGAAAAUAAGUAAAUUGUGUGAAACGUAAUUAAAUGAAAGUAAAGAACGGUAUAGUUUUACCUUUCAUAACUUCUCUCCUAUAAAUGCUCUGUCAAGUGAUAAAUCUCGAAAUAGUUCUUUUAUAUACCUGACUCAGCUGUUUUCUCAAGUUAAAUCAUUGUCUCUAAAAAAUGGUGGUCCCCUUAACUUUAAAGUUUCUAAAAGCACAAUGGCGCCUUUUUGCUACGGCUCAUCCGCUGGCCAGAGGUUGCAUUUCCUACGCCGUAAUUUGGCCCACGAGUAGUUUGAUACAGCAAACCAUUGAGGGUAGAAAUUUUCAGACCUAUGACUGGAUAUGUUGUCUGCGCUAUAGUCUGUUCGGCGCUCUUUAUGUGGCACCCACUUUAUAUGGAUGGGUACGUCUCAGCUCUGUUAUGUGGCCACAAAUGAAUUUGAGGGUUGGACUCGUGAAAGCUGCCGUCGAACAAAUCUCGUAUGGACCAUUCGCCGCCACUAGUUUCUUUUUCAUUAUGAGUUUGCUAGAGGGUCGUACCCGCUCGGAGGCUGUGCAGGAGGUCAAAGAUAAAUUCCCAAAAGCAUUUGAAACUGGAAUUUGCAUUUGGCCGAUUAUUCAGACAAUAAAUUUCUCAAUGGUUCCUGAGCAGCAUCGUGUGGUGUUUGUUAGUAUUUGUAGUUUGGCUUGGACCACAUUUUUGGCCUACAUUCAGGAAAAGAAUAUGCACGAAGAUGAAGUGGAUGAAGUGCAUUCCCAGACAUUACAACAACAAAAAAGCUUGCACCAGCAGGAUAAGGAAUUGACAACGAACGAAAGUUUAGUUUUAAAAGUCAAACGAGCAUUCGCGCUGUGAAUAUUUUAUAAUAAGUGGAGGAAUAAGAGAACAAAAUGUGAUUCACAAAACUAGGUCAAUACCCACUGUACUUGGUAGUAACGGUGUAUUUUGUUAUUAGUAAAUUAUAUGCGUAUUUUAAGUAUAUUUAUAUGAAGUGUUGACACCCCUUUAGACGAAUUUAAAUGCAUUGUACAAAACUUAAAGC
Anastrepha obliqua is the source of this 1091-nucleotide messenger RNA. Its product is annotated as mpv17-like protein. The transcript has 5 exons. Bases 227 to 904 code for a protein of 225 amino acids. The record is from RefSeq and is a predicted model, not a curated record. Gene Ontology annotation, cellular component: membrane; cytoplasm. Lineage: Eukaryota; Metazoa; Arthropoda; Insecta; Diptera; Tephritidae.